AUGAGCAAGUGCCAAGAGGAUCCCUGCGCAGACUGCCAGUGGACAGAUUGGGAAGAAUGGUCUCCCUGCUCUGUCUCCUGUGCGGGUGGUAGCCGCAGUCGUGGCCGCGCAGUGAAAGUCCAGGCAGAAGGCGACGGUCAAGAAUGCAUAGGCAACUCGAGCCAGACCCAGGCUUGCGGCGAAGCCGCCUGCCCGGUGGACUGCCAGGUUAGCGACUGGAGCAGCUGGUCUGUUUGUGCGCCUUACUGCCACGGCACGCAGAACCGCAGCCGUACCAUCGAGCAGCCUGCGGCCUUCGGCGGCGAGGCCUGUGGGCCUCUGUCGGAAGUUAAGGCGUGCGCAAACUUCUGCAUGGACUGCCAGCUGUCAGAGUGGAAUCCCUGGAGCUCCUGCACUCGGAGCUGUGCUAGCGGGUUGCGGACGCGGACGCGGAAUGAAGUGUACGUGGCCCGGGAGUAUACAUCAAGCUCCCUUCUUGAGCUAGGCAGCAAAGCUCUUGGCUACGAGAAAAAGCUGGGGACGAGGUGCGAUGCAAGUCACCAGCGAACGCUGGAUGGAGCAGGAAAAACGCCUCAAGAGGCGCAGGCUGCAUGCAAUUUGGAUCCAAACUGCGGCGCCCUCUAUGACCAGGGCUGCAAUAAUUGGUUGACCAUUUGUGACGUUGGCUUUGUCUUGGAAGCUGAAGAAAAUGCCUGCUCCUACGUGAAGAAGGAGAUUGGUGCGGAUGUGCCCUGCACUGGCGAGAUUAGUGAAGAGGAGGAGUGUAGUACACAAGCCUGUCCCGUUGACUGCCGCCAAUCAGACUGGACGGACUGGACAGAGUGUUCGCCGUGGUGUUCGGGAACCUCGAACAGGACACGGACCACGACUCGCCAGCCUGCCAACGGGGGCGUUGCUUGUGGCACUGUAGCAGAGGUGCAGAACUGCACCAAUGAAUGCGUGGAUUGCGUUUGGGGAAAUUGGGUUGCGUGGUCCACCUGCCCCGUGAGCUGCGGGGGCGCCAAGCAGCAGCGCAGCCGCAUCGUGCUGGUGGAGCAGAGCGGCCGCGGCAAGCCUUGCACAGGCAAUUCUUCAGAGGUGCGUGCCUGCGGUGAGCUGGCCUGUCCAGUAGACUGCAAGAUGGAGGAGUGGACAGACUGGACGGAAUGCACUCCUUACUGUGCAGGGAGCCAAUCCAGAACACGCAGCAUUCUGGUGGAGCCUCAAAACGGCGGUCAAACCUGUGGCGAGACGUCGCUGCUGGUGAACUGCAGCAAUGCUUGUGUUGACUGCGCAGUGUCUUCCUGGUCAGUUUGGUCUCCUUGUUCCGUAACCUGCGGCAGUGGCCAGCAGUCCAGGAAGAGGGUGAUCUUGGUCGAAGCCGAAGGUCAGGGUGCCCCGUGCCCUGAAUCUUUGUUGGACGAGAAAGAGGGCUGCAAUGCAACCGAAUGUCCCGUUGAUUGUGCCUGGGAAGAUUGGGCCCCGUGGAACGGCUGCCCGGCGACCUGUGGAGGAGCCAUGAAGAAUCGCACCCGAGGCAAGAUGGCAGAGCAGAAGUUCGGCGGUGUUCCCUGCGAAGGAGAGGCCAUGGAGCUUGGAUCCUGCGCAGAGAUGGUGUGCCCGCAGGACUGCCUCUGGUCAGAGUGGGAAGCCUGGGGCAACUGCACGAGGCAGUGCGGCGGUGGCAAACAGUCGCGCUACAGGUACAUCAAACAGGAUGCGAUGGGAGAGGGCAUCAAUUGCACCGGCACAGCCCGCGAUGACCGCACCUGCAACGAGGACGCGUGCCCCAAGGACUGUGAGUUUCUGGAGUGGGCCGACUGGAGCGCCUGCUCUGUUACCUGCGGGGCUGGAGGCAACAAGACAAGGUCCAGGAAAGUCGAUGCAGAGCUGAACGGCGGCGAGCCGUGUGACCCUGCAGUUCCGCUACAGGAAGCCGUCGAAUGCGGCACGCCCGGAUGCCCGCGGGAUUGCAUCUGGCAUGAUUGGGGCACCUGGACCAACUGCAGCAAGACCUGUGGCCUGGGGUUCAACGCGGGAACUACCACCCGACACCGGGUGCAAAGCGUCACCGCCGCGUUUGGCGGAAAGGCCUGCGAGGGCAAGGCAGUUCACACUACCCGCUGCAACGAGGUCCUUUGCCCAGUGAACUGCGAGUGGCUGCCUUGGACAGGAUGGACCGAGUGCAUUCAGCCAUGUGGGCGCAAUGGAACACGAGAAAGGUCUCGCAACAAGACUGCUCCAGCCCAUGGUGGGGAGGAUUGCGUGGGUGACUCCACGGAGAUAUCCUCUUGCAGUGUGCUGGGCGGCUGCUCCGUCAACUGCACGUGGGAGGACUGGAACGAGUGGACUGCCUGCUCAGCGUCCUGCGGAGAGGGUAACAGAGUAAGGUUUCGCUUCGUGGCCGACGAGGCAAGAGGGCCGAAUGGCAAAGCGUGCAAGGGUCAGCCUCAGGAGGAGGAGUUCUGCAAUCCUGAUGUUGCCUGCCCAGUCGACUGCAUCUUCAAUGACUGGAAGGACUGGGGUGCUUGUGAGCCCAUGCCGUGUGGCCCUGCCAAGAAGCUGCGCGCCAGGACAAAGCUGGCAGCCAGAUAUGGCGGCAGGCCCUGCGAAGGCAACUCCACUGAGGUCGAGGAGUGCACAAUUGAAGGAGGGCGAGUCAUCGAGUGCGACGACAACGGCAAGCCAAUUACAACAACUUUGACGACGACUACUCUUACAAGCACAACCACAACAACGACGCUGACCAACACAACGACCACGGUCACUGAUACAAGUACAACCACCCUGACCACGACAAAUACCACGACGACUCGCACUGGCUUGGAAGCGGUCGCGGUGGCCACUGCAGCUGCGUCGGAGGAGUCGGUCCGUGGCAGCGAAGUACUCGAAGUCGCGAGCCCGGAGAAGUUUGUCUUGGAUGCAGCUGCAAAAAAGGCCGUGAAGGAGGCCAUCGCCCAGGAGGUGGGUGUAUCCGUUGAUGCAAUCAUCAUCAAGGACCUGGCUAUCCAGCCUCAGGCACCCGCAGUCCUGCUUCAGACGCACGGCAGCAAAGCUCGCCGAAGAGAGACUCCAACCGGUCGAGUAAACAUCACCUACGAGAUAGUGCCACAGAUGAGUGGCAAGACAGUGGACGAGGUCAUGGAUGCCAUGGAUCAUCUGGCUCCACAGGAGGCCGCCGACAUGCAUGACAAGAUGUUCCUGAAGAACAAUGUGCAGACGUACAACCCAAAGGUAGAGGACACGAAGACGGUUGUGGUGUCAAAGUCCACCGGCAACACUGUGCGCGAGGCUGAGCCUAUGCACGGGGGCGCCUGCUCCAUGACCGGGGUCGGGGCCGCAGCCACGUGA
Molecule: messenger RNA, 3330 nt
Organism: Symbiodinium pilosum
Lineage: Eukaryota; Dinophyceae; Suessiales; Symbiodiniaceae
Source: the annotation of a GenBank genome assembly